GCCACAGAUCGAUCGACGCUCUCCUCAGAUCGACGCUCUCCUCAGUCAGACUCAGCAAGAGGAUCCAGAGACGAUGAUGGAGCGAGUUCGGCUGUGGAGGGUUUUCAUCCUGUUGCGACUCUGUGGUUUGUGUUCCGUCGGGGCUGCAGGUGAAGAGUGGAAGAAACUCAGACAGGACAUAUCCGAGGCUGUUGACGGACACACUCCCUGCAGCCCUGUCAACUGUAGCUGCCACCUGAGUGUUCUGCAUCAUGACCUGCGGCCCUUCAAAGCUGGAAUCUCCGAGGACGUCAUGGCUGCGACGGUCCAGAGAGGCGUGGGGACACACUACCAGAUCAUUGGUCACAAGUUGUACAGGGAACACAGCUGCAUGUUUCCUGCAAGGUGCAGCGGCGUGGAGCACUUCAUCCUUGAGCUGAUCGAUCGGCUUCCCGACCUGGAGAUGGUGGUGAACGUCAGAGAUUAUCCUCAAGUCCCCAACUGGGUGCAACCGACUCUGCCUGUCUUCUCCUUCAGUAAGACGUCGGACUACCAGGACAUCAUGUAUCCGGCCUGGACCUUCUGGGAGGGUGGACCUGCUGUGUGGCCCAUUUACCCCACGGGACUGGGGAGGUGGGAUCUGAUGAGGGAGGAUCUUCAAAAGUCUGCAGCUCAGUGGCCGUGGAGGAAGAAGGAGUCCAGGGGAUUCUUCAGAGGCUCACGGACGAGUCCAGAGCGAGACCCGCUGAUCAUUCUGUCCAGAGAAGCUCCGGAGCUGGUGGAUGCCGAGUACACGAAGAACCAGGCCUGGAAGUCUGAGAAGGAUACACUCGGGAGACCCCCGGCCACAGAAAUCCCGCUGGUCGAUCACUGCAAAUACAAGUAUUUAUUCAACUUCCGGGGCGUGGCCGCCAGCUUCCGCCUCAAACACCUCUUCCUCUGCGGCUCUCUGGUGUUUCACGUGGGCGACGAGUGGCAGGAAUUCUUUUACCCUCAGCUCCAGCCCUGGGUCCACUACAUCCCCGUCCAGCAGGAUCUCUCCGACCUCCGGGAACUUCUGCAGUUUGUGAAAGAGAACGACGUCAUUGCGCAGGAGAUCGCCACGAGGGGAAAGGAAUUUAUCUUGGAUCAUCUGCGGAUGCAAGAUGUUUCCUGCUACUGGGAGAAACUCCUCUCCGACUUCAGCCGCCUUCUAACCUACAAACCCAGAAGGAAGAGCGGCUACAACCAGAUCGUCCACAGAGGCAGCAGCAGCCGGACCGAGCUGUAAGACUCUGGUGAUGGGAAACUUUCCACAUAAUGAAUGUAACCGGGAUUCAUCGCGUUCCACUUCUGUCACAACCACACUACAGAUUUUCACCAGACACUUUUCACAUUUUGUCAUCAGUAUUUUCAAGUCUCAUAACUAUCGGAGGUGGAAUUUACUUCAGGUGCCAAAACAUGAGUUAAUCGUUUCCUGGUGCAAACCUUCUUUUUUUUUUCUGUUAUGCCAACGAUCUAAAAUCACCAGCAAAGAAAAAUCAUUCAGCAUUCCACCGAUUUUUACACGUCAAGGUGUGUUAACGACAGUCGUAUGUUUUCUGUGGAUCUGGAGAAAAUGCUAGAAAUGCAAGAUCCCACGUUUUUAUGUUUGUACCAAUGAUAAUAAUAAUGAUGAUAAUAAUAGUUAUUCUGCUACAUUUUUAAUGUAGCCCGUUAUUUUGGGAGAAUUCCUGAAAACUUUAACGUUUCAUUAUUGGAUACAGGAAUGAUCAAAGUAUGUCAGGGGGAGGGCUGAGUCAUCAAUGUAUCAUUGGUGUUGAAUAUUUUAGAAUUUAGUUUCAAGGAGUUUGAAUUUUUCCUUUAUGGCGCAUGAAGUUGAUCUGAUAUCUGCUACAUCGCCCUCUACUGGACAACUGGAAAAACUCCAGCAGACUGUUAACAUCACAAACCACAGAAGAGAAUUGGGACCAAGACAUGAGGGAGAAAAAUCAGAGGAGGAAUUUUUAUUCCUUUAGCAUUUUGAGAACAAAGUCGACUCUUCUGGUUCUUCAGAUCCAGUUUUCAUCCCAAAUUUAUGAUGUUUCUACAUCAGAGUUUUCACCUCAGUCUUUUAAAACAACUAACACUGAUCACUACAUUGUUUAUGAACUGGAAGAGAAUUUUCUUGUUACUAAAACUGAUUCUGAAGAACAAUUUCACUAAUUAAUCUACACAAGGCAUUUUGUGGAGUCAGUCACAUGCACUAACUUUAAUAGUUGGAUAUUUUUUUCAACUUUAAUCUAGACAUUUCGACUUUAUUCUCAAUAUGCAGAAUUUAAAAGAAAAUUCUCUGAUGUAGUUUGACUUUAUUCUCAAUAUUCAAAUUUGUAAAAAAAAAAAAAAGAAUCUGAUUUAGUUUGACUUUAUUCUUGAUAUGCAAAAAACAGUAUAUAACAGGUCAGAGCACAAACACUGAAAAUGGAUGUACAAGUUUAAUAUGUUAUAAAUAGAAUAAAAUUAAAUGGAAAAGCUCAUAGAUACAGAAAUGACAAGAAUAAGAAAUAUACAAUUCAAUAGAAUAGAUAAUUUAGAUUAAUUGAUAAUUCUCUUUUUUUCUUAUGCCUGGUCCUGAUACUCUUCCAUAAUGUACAGUGUCAUUUACAAACCUAUGCAAACAAUGUUUUCCAACGUAGGUUUCAUAACUUGAAAGCGUCAGUCCACACAAAGUGCCGACAACCGUUAACCAUGGUGACUUAAACUCUUCUUUCUUUUUAUUUUUAUUUUAGGAAUGUGUGAAUUAAUAAAUGUGCGUCUGUGUCGAGACGACCAGUGAUCGACAGGAAGGUGUUGAAUAUGUUGUAGUAUUCACGUUGUGCUGUAAAGUAGUCGCACUCUAAUUUACAUGUGGUUUGUUUGAAUGUUGAUUUGACCAGGAAGCUGUGAUCAUGUGACCUACAAAUUGUUUUUCUUACGUUAAUAAAAUGUAACAUUUUCA
Molecule: messenger RNA, 2935 nt
Organism: Scophthalmus maximus (turbot)
Lineage: Eukaryota; Metazoa; Chordata; Actinopteri; Pleuronectiformes; Scophthalmidae
Gene: poglut1
Product: protein O-glucosyltransferase 1
Exons: 11
Coding region: 74-1249 (391 amino acids)
Biological process (GO): positive regulation of Notch signaling pathway; protein O-linked glycosylation
Cellular component (GO): endomembrane system
Molecular function (GO): UDP-glucosyltransferase activity; UDP-xylosyltransferase activity
Source: RefSeq, a predicted model, not a curated record